This is a messenger RNA of Anolis sagrei ordinatus, 1315 nucleotides long. It is a transcript of the gene SURF1, whose product is annotated as SURF1 cytochrome c oxidase assembly factor. NCBI's taxonomy places the organism in Eukaryota, Metazoa, Chordata, Lepidosauria, Squamata, Anolidae. Gene Ontology annotation, cellular component: mitochondrion; membrane. The record is from RefSeq and is a predicted model, not a curated record. Gene Ontology annotation, biological process: mitochondrial respiratory chain complex IV assembly.
GCCGCGGGAGCGGAAGUGGGGUGCGGAGAGGGCCAUGGCUUUGCGGCGGCUGUUUCUGGGGAAGACCAGGCUGGGCCGGGGCCUCCUCGCGCUGGGUCCGCCGCGGCCUGCCUCGAGCCGAGCUGGAGCGGUCCAGGCGGAGGAGGCGGAGGCGCUGAAGUGGGGCCUACUGCUCAUCCCCACCGCUGCCUUCGGGCUCGGCACCUGGCAGAUUCAGCGCCGGAAACGGAAGCUGAGAAUGAUCGCCGACUUACAGUCCCAGGUGUUGAUGGAUCCAGUACCGCUCCCUACAGACCCCUUGGAGUUGCGGGACCUGGAGUACCGCCCGGUGACGGUCCGGGGGCACUUUGACCACUCCAAGGAGCUGUUCCUCCUGCCGCGCUCGCUGGUCGACCCCGGGAAGGAGGCAAGGGACGCGGGGCGGAUCCUGUCCAGCCCAGAGAGUGGGGCCAACGUCCUCACCCCCUUCCACUGCACAGACCUUGGAAUCACAAUCCUCGUCAAUAGAGGUUUUGUCUCCAAGAAGAAACUGAAUCCGGAGACAAGGAUGAAAGGACAGGUCGAAGGGGAGCUGGAGCUGACGGGGGUGGUGAGGCUGUCCGAGUCCCGGCAGCCCUUUGUGCCGGAAAACGACACCGAGAGGAACCGCUGGCACUACCGGGACCUAGAGGCCAUGGCACGGGCGACUGGGGCUGAGCCCAUCUGCAUCGAUGCCGACCACAAGAGCACAGUUCCCGGAGGCCCCAUCGGAGGCCAGACGCGGGUGACCCUCCGCAACGAGCACCUGCAAUACAUCCUGACCUGGUACGGCUUGUGCGCAGCCACCUCCUUCCUGUGGUAUAAGAAGUUCAUCCAGAAGGUCCCCCGCUAGGUCUGCAGGGGUGCCUGGGCCCCACUUCCUCCCAGAGGAAUUCACUCCUGCCAGGGAAGGACUCACAGCGACUUCCUUGCUUCCCUUCAUGGAGGAAAAGGAGGCAAGAUUUGCCUGGAAACCCAAGGGCAGAUGCUUCUGAAACCCAUCUAAGUGGGUUGAAAUAGGAGAACACAAAGGGCGAUUCAUGGGAAUCCUUGAGCGGGAACUUGGCUAAUGCGACAGGAAGCAACAAGGAUUCCUAUGUUUUUGCAGUAGAAACAAAAUCCGGUUCUUUCAAGCAGCACUAAGUAAAAUCAUGACUUCCUUAUUUCUUAAAAAUGUUCACUGAACUCUUAGGAGUGAAGGCUGCAGUCGCAGUCUUUUCUGUUAAGGAAAAGACUCUUUCUGAAGGAAAGGGGCUUCUAUGGAACAGGGUGGAAAUAAAAGACUCCUCUGAGUCAA